Messenger RNA from Oryzias melastigma (Indian medaka), 4298 nucleotides. It is a transcript of the gene trim2a, whose product is annotated as tripartite motif containing 2a. Gene Ontology annotation, biological process: proteasome-mediated ubiquitin-dependent protein catabolic process; protein polyubiquitination; negative regulation of translation. The coding region runs from base 980 to 3214 and encodes 744 amino acids. Lineage: Eukaryota; Metazoa; Chordata; Actinopteri; Beloniformes; Adrianichthyidae. The transcript has 12 exons. Gene Ontology annotation, molecular function: ubiquitin protein ligase activity; protein binding; zinc ion binding. The record is from RefSeq and is a predicted model, not a curated record.
CCAUGAUUGAGGACAUGUAUAACAAAGAUGCUAAAACUAAUACUAAACUAAAACUGCAUUUCUGAGUAUGGCUUUAUUCAAAUCAUUGUCAAUCAGAAGCAGCUGAUGCAGUGAGCGGUCCACAAGCUUCCUGAUCCGCCUCCCUCUAAACAUGUCUGCAUCCUUCUCCCCAACACUAACCACCCUCAUGUCCUCCUUUACUAUGAAUCUCCUCUUUCCUCAGCAUCCAUCAAUAAAAUCAUCUCAAUUUUCUUCCCCGCAUAUAUCUCCAAAACAUCUAAAGUGAGCUGUUCCUCUGGAUGCAAAGGACACAUCCCACUUUCCAGUGUUCCUUCUGCUUAUCUCUUAUACUGCUCCCAAUGGCACAGUGACUCAGCAGCUUUCACAUGCAGCUGCACUUACAGAGAACACAGUUGCAUCCCUAUUGGCUGUAGAGGUACCCUUCAAAUGCUGUGUUUUUUUGUUUUUUUUUCACCACCCAACCAGACUAAACUUGCUCACACAGUCCUGAUGCGUUGCACUUUUACAGUGAGUCUCUGCAGUGAAGCAGCUCUGACUUCAGAGAGAGGAGACAGGCUGAGCCAGAAAAGGAUGAGAGGAGAGGAAAUGAUGAGGAGGAAGAGGAGGGAAAUGGGGAGGGGCAGGAGAAGAUGAUGUAAAGCUGAAACACAAUCUGGCUCAAUCACCCCCCCUCAUCUUUUGCUCACGUGUGCGCAUAAACACUGGGGGAAGCUCUCUCGCUCCCACACAGCCUGGAAUCUCAUGUUUGACUCCUCUCUGCUGAUGAGAUCGAGGUGCGUUUUCACGUCAGGAUUGCUGUGACUUUAGAGGCGUGUUUAGUGCACGAACCUCUGUCACUCACUGGAUCCACUAGUGUUUACAGUUGUGUUCUGGAGCGGAUGAUGCCUGUUGAUCUGUCCGUUGAAGCAGCUGUGGUGCAGGAUAAGAAGAACGUGUGUUCCCAUGUCCCAGUUUUAGGAUGGCCAGUGAAAUCUCCUCUAUUCCCAGUCCUGUUUUUCGCCAAAUUGACAAGCAGUUCCUGAUCUGCAGCAUAUGUCUGGACCGCUACGAAAACCCCAAAGUCCUGCCCUGCUUGCACACCUUCUGUGAGAGGUGCCUGCAGAACUACAUCCCCGCCCACAGCCUCACUUUGUCGUGUCCCGUUUGCCGCCAGACCUCGAUCCUGCCGGAAAAAGGUGUGGCGGCAUUGCAGAACAACUUCUUUAUCACCAACCUGAUGGAUGUGCUGCAGCGGGCGCCGGACAACUGCAGCCAAGAGGACGCCAUUCUUAACAACAUCGCCUGUGUUGCUACAGGUCAACUGCUGUCCUGUCCCAACCAUGGAGGCAGUGUCAUGGAGUUUUACUGUCCUCCAUGUGAGACAGCCAUGUGUCAGGAGUGCACAAGUGGUGAACACGGAGAGCAUCCAACUGUGCCUCUCAGAGAUGUCGUUGAGCAACACAAAGCCUCACUGCAAGACCAACUUGAUGUUGCCAAGAAGAGGUUACCAGAGAUCGACUCAGCUUUGCACAUACUGUCAGAGAUUUUGCAACAACUGACAAAUCAGAAGAGCUCCAUUGAGGAUGACAUCCACACAGCCUUUGAUGAGCUGCAGAAGACGCUCAACGUCCGGAAGAGUGUCCUUCUCAUGGAGCUGGAGGUCAACUAUGGUCUCAAGCAGAAGGUACUUCAAGCCCAGCUGGAUACUCUGCUGCAGGGGCAGGAGGGCAUCAACAGUAGCUGUAACUUCACCGAGCAAGCCCUGAACCAUGGCACAGAGGCCGAGGUCCUCCUGGUGAAGAAGCAGAUGAGUGAGCGUCUCAUGGAGCUGGCCAGCCAGGAGCUGCCUCUACAGCCCAAAGAGAACAACCAACUGGACUUCCUUGUGGAAAUAGAGGGACUAAAGAAGUCCAUCCACAAUCUGGGAACUAUUGUGACCACCAAUGCUGUAGCAUCUGAAACUGUGGCAACGGGAGAAGGCUUACGGCACUGUGUGGUGGGAGUGCCCACUUCCAUCACAAUAACAACCAAGGACAAGGAUGGAGAAUUGUGCAAAAUGGGCAAUGCACUCAUCACUGCUGAAAUCUCCCCACCUGACUACAGCAAGGACAAUGGAGAAAUACUGGAUAACAAAAAUGGCACUUAUGAGUACAUUUUCACUGCUGUAAAAGAGGGUACUUUUAACCUUUCGCUGCGGUUAUACAACCAGCACAUCAAAGGAAGUACCUUCAAAAUUAAAGUCAUCAAAUCCAUAGAUGCAUGUCCAAAAUCUGACGGGACGAAGAAAAGGUUAAAGUCUCCCGGUAGUGGACACAUUAAGCAAAGGGCCAUCAAGAGGCCAGCUAGUAUGUACAGUGCAGGGAGGAGGAAGGAGAACCCUAUUGAGGAUGACCUCAUCUUCAGAAUUGGCACAAAAGGAAGAAACAAAGGAGAAUUCACAAAUCUGCAGGGAGUGGCUGCCUCAUCUCUGGGGAAGGUGCUGAUAGCAGACAGCAACAACCAAUGUGUCCAGAUGUUUUCAAAUGACGGCCAGUUCAAAAGCCGCUUUGGGAUCCGGGGCAGGACGCCGGGUCAGCUGCAGCGGCCGACGGGUGUGGCCGUACACCCAAAUGGAGACAUCAUCAUCGCUGACUAUGACAACAAAUGGGUCAGCAUAUUUUCAAGUGAAGGCAAGUUUAAGAAUAAGAUAGGCUCUGGGAAGCUGAUGGGACCUAAAGGCGUGGCCGUGGACAAAAACGGACACAUCAUUGUGGUCGACAACAAGGCCUGCUGCGUCUUCAUCUUUCAGGUUAACGGGAAGCUAGUCACCAAAUUUGGCAGCCGAGGAAAUGGUGACAAGCAGUUUGCAGGCCCUCACUUUGCUGCCGUCAAUAACAACAACGAAAUCAUCGUGACCGAUUUCCACAACCACUCUGUCAAGGUGUUCAACACUGAAGGAGAAUUCCUGCUGAAGUUUGGAUCCAACGGUGAAGGCAACGGGCAGUUCAACGCCCCCACAGGUGUUUCCGUGGACGCCAAUGGGAACAUCAUCGUAGCAGACUGGGGCAACAGCAGGAUACAGGUGUUUGAUGGCAGCGGCUCCUUCCUCUCCUACAUCAACACGUCAGCAGACCCGCUGUACGGGCCGCAGGGACUGGCGCUCACCUCUGACGGACACGUCGUGGUGGCCGAUUCUGGCAACCACUGCUUCAAAGUGUACCGAUACCUGCAGUAGCUCAUGUCUUACUCUGUAAACACCUGUACAGCAUAUAUGUGUUGUUGCUACAGUCAACCACUCAUCUUCAAAUGGAAACUGUUUAACUUAUUUAAAGAAUAUUUGGAUUUUUGUGCCAAAAACAACUAAAUAAUGUCAGGAAAUGAAUCAUCUUAGACACUCACAAGCUUGCUGAUCAUUGGCGCUUUUAAGAGUCACUGAUAACCUUCUCAGUUUUAGUGUGCUGAUUUAAAAAAAACUGGAAAUAAAGAAAAAUUGCAUAAUAGCUUAGAGUACCUUAUCGCCAUAGAAAUUGUAAAUCAUGCUAUUUAAAACCUUUGAAUCUUAUUAAAAGACUGUUCAAAUUCCUAAUAAUUUGCCUGUUCACAAAUGCAGAAAAUGUUGCAUCUCCUGCAUUUAAUUAGUGGGAUGUUUUACAGCAUGAAGACAUCUCUGAGCAUGACGUCUAAAUUAUCCUGCACAAUUUGUAUGACUUCAGCAUCACUGCUAAAAUGUUUAUUCGAGCUACUACUAUAACUAUGAUCCCUAAGACUACAAUAGUAUGAGAAAUCUGUUUCACAAUUUUCCACUCUACAAAACAAUUUAUGUGUGUAUGUAAAAUAUGUUUCCAUUUGUUCAUUUUUAUUUUAAGUUUUUAUUCAUGAUCCACUUCUUUCAUAUUUUGUUUUUUUUCCAAGUUAAAGGCAAGUGCUGGCAAAAAAAAAAAAUGCUGAGAUUGGAUCACACAAAAUGUAUGAAAUGACACCAGAGAUAGAGCUUCAAUCACCUUUAGCUAUUUGUACAUGUGCUCUUAUUGUAUAUAUGUGUUUUCAAUGCAUUUUAAGAGGUGUAUAUUUUAACAAAACCAACUGUCUUCACAGAAAGAAAAGGGAAAAGAUAGAAUGCACCAAAUGUAAAUUGUAAUAAUACCUAUGUGUUCCUGCUUUAGAAAACUUAGAUCAUUUUAUUUCAAGCACAUAAUUGUCAAUAUUUGUAAUUUCGACGUUGAUCACUCAUUUUCUACACAAACCUGUAAAAGUUUUAUUUCAUGUUUUUAUUUUUCUUCUAAUGCCAAGUGAAAUUAAAAGUGCCCAAAGAAAACAAA